ACGACGGUCCAAUAAACCAAGCUCUUUGAUUUGCUGCUGGACUUAAAAAGCUAAUAGUGUCGAGUUACUUAGCUGGUUCUGUUGAGGGCUUCCCAAGUUUAAAGUAAUAGCAGGUCCAUGUCCACCAACAGUGAAGGUCAACAAAUCUCCGAUGGCGCAGAAAUUUCAGAAACAGAGACAACCGCUCAUGCGACAGAUGAUAUAGUUUCGGCCGCACCAAAUAGGAUCCCAGAUCCGGUGGUUGGUAGUUCCCCAAACGAUAAGGAGGGUGACGUGGAUGAAGAUCAGCUGUUGGAACGUAUGCGCGGCGAUGCUGUUGGUGACACAAUGUACAGUCGGAAAUUUAUACUGCAAACACUGGUGAAGCUCAGCCAGCUGGAAGGUUCUUUAGGUCAGGAACUGGAAGACGAUUUAUGUAAAGUGUGGGACAUGUCUGUGUCGACAGAGGUUGUCUCGCUGCUGCUUGAAAACGAUGCCAUCGAAUUGUUCAUGUACGUCAUUGAAGGUAGUGAGGAUGUGCGCCUCUACGAGAUACUAGUCGGUUUGUUGGGCAAUAUGUGUAUGCAGGUUGAGUGUGUGGUGCAUUUGACGGCCCAUCCCGACUGGAUUGAGACGCUUCUGAAACUAAACACUUGCAUGGACAGGUGCAUGUUAAUACAAUUGAUGCACUUAUAUCAUCUAAUAAUGUCACAUGUGAAGACAGGCAAGGAACAGCUAGGAAUCGACUGGUACAAUUGCCUAGCCGCCUUCGAUAGUUCUGCUAAAAACUUUGGGUUCAUACUGCAACAGUCAGUGAGUGUUGAGCUGCUUAGAGAUGCUCUAAAGGCCGUCAAUGCAGUCCUAGCCACAUGUGCGUUAGUAGAGGAGGAAAACAUAGACUCCGGCGCCAAAUUGAAGCCAUUUGCAGAAGUGUUUCUCGUUCAGGAACUGUGUGAUGGCGUUAAUAAUGCCUUUCUUCGAUUGAUGCAAGGCGAUCCGGCAAAGCAAGCGGAGGAAAAUGUUAAUGGCAGGAGUAUUAAGGAAAUCGACGAUGAUACGGAUCACGACGCCGACGUGGGCUAUGAGUCGACACGUGAUACGAUAGUAAUAGAAACGUAUCUAAACAUAACCACAAUUUUAGUACAACUUCCUGAAGUUUUGGCUGUGGAUUCGUACGUUUUAAAGGUAAUGAGCUGCCUGACAUGCAUAUUAAAAUUUUUGCAACAGCCAAUGCAAUUAACUCCGUUGGGAGAACGUCAGGAAUAUCUGGAAGAUCUCACACAUAUUUGCAAUUGUCUUCAGUAUUUUUAUGAUAAGGACACAUUUCUCAAUUUACUUAAUGUCUGGUUGCAAAUGAAACUACACAUUGAAAAGUACAGUGAAUCAGUUGAGAACGAUUUUGAAGCAGUUGAGGAUGACCCGGUUGAUCAUUAUGUGGACAGUGCUUCAAAGCUUCUUCGAUUGUUGGCCAACAUGCUACUCAAGAUUAAAGAAGGCGAAAAUAUUGAAGUUAACGAACAAAAGGCGCAAUUGUUUCUUGGGGCACUGAAUUCUGAACAAGAUGCCGUUUUUAAAAAUGCGUAUACACGUAUGAAAAGCUUGUUUGACAAAACGACUGAAUCACCGAAAUGAUAUUGCUAAUGAUUAUAAUUAUAAAAAGUAUUUAUCCGUAAUAUAUUUAUUAGUCGGUUA
Molecule: messenger RNA, 1671 nt
Organism: Scaptodrosophila lebanonensis
Lineage: Eukaryota; Metazoa; Arthropoda; Insecta; Diptera; Drosophilidae
Exons: 2
Coding region: 118-1611 (497 amino acids)
Source: RefSeq, a predicted model, not a curated record